CAGGGCCCGCCCUCCCAUCACUGGAAGGCCACUGUUCCUUCCUCAUUUUGCUGCUGAUUCUAGCCCCAAACAAAACAGGUUGAGCCCUUUUCCUCCCGCCGGCAGCUCCUCUCUGGCUUGCGGCUGCCUUCUGAGGCGCUGCAGACGGCGCCGGCCGGGGAGGGGGGGCCUGGGCCAGCCCUGUCGGGACUGGGACGGUGCGCCUGGCUUCUGGCCCUCGUGCAGCCCUGUCUGUGGCAGGAGAGCAAGCUUUGCCGUGGCAGUUGCCUGAGGAUGAUGCCCCAGCUUCAGUUCAAAGAUGCCUUUUGGUGCAGGGACUUCACGGCCCACACCGGCUAUGAGGCGCUGCUGCAGAGGCUGCUGGACGGCAGGAAGAUGUGCAAGGACGUGGAGGAGCUGCUGAGGCAGAGGGCCCAGGCGGAGGAGCGCUAUGGCAAGGAGCUGAUGCAGAUCGCCCGGAAGGCAGGCGGCCAGACAGAGAUCAACUCCCUGAGGGCCUCCUUUGACUCCUUAAAGCAGCAAAUGGAGAGUGUGGGCAGCUCCCACAUCCAGCUGGCCCUGGCCCUGCGCGAGGAGCUACGAAGCCUCGAGGAGUUCCGUGAGAGACAGAAGGAGCAAAGGAAGAAGUACGAGGCCGUCAUGGACCGUGUUCAGAAGAGCAAGCUGUCUCUCUACAAGAAGGCCAUGGAUUCCAAGAAGUCGUAUGAGCAGAAGUGCCGGGACGCCGAUGACGCUGAGCAGGCCUUCGAGCGCAUUAGCACCAAUGGCCCCCAGAAGCAGGUGGAGAAGAGCCAGAACAAGGCCAGGCAGUGCAAGGACUCAGCCGUGGAGGCAGAGCGAGUGUACAGGCAGAACAUCGAGCAGUUGGAGAAGGUGCGGGGCGAGUGGGAACAGGAGCACCGGACCACUUGCGAGGCCUUCCAGCUGCAAGAGUUUGACCGACUGACCAUUCUUCGCAACGCCAUGUGGGUGCACUGCAACCAGCUCUCCCUGCAGUGUGUCAAGGAUGAUGAGCUCUACGAGGAGGUGCGUGUGACACUAGAAGGCUGCAGCGUGGAAGCCGACAUCGAUGGUUUCAUCCAGGCCAAGAGCACAGGCACUGAGCCCCCAGCUCCUGUGCCCUACCAGAACUACUACGAUCGGGAGGUCACCCCGGCAUCUGGCAGCCCUGGCGUCCAGCCAUCCUGUGGCAUGAUAAAGAGGUUCUCCGGGCUGCUGCAUGGAAGUCCCAAGACUACAUCAUUGGCAGCUUCUGCAGAGACCCUGACCCCAACCCCUGAACACAAUGAGGUUGUCUACUCUACCAUUGCAGUGAAGGAGGCGCCGGGACCCCCAACCCUGCCAGCCCAGGGCUACAGGGUGCUCUAUGACUACACGGCCCAGAAUUCCGAUGAGUUGAAUAUCUCCGCGGGAGACAUCGUGGAGGUCAUCCUGGAAGGGGAGGAUGGCUGGUGGACAGUAGAACGGAAUGGGCAGCGUGGCUUCGUCCCUGGCUCCUACCUGGAAAAGCUCUGAGGAAGGGGCAGCAGCCCCCACCUGGACCUGCCCUGCCUGGGGGGCCAGAGGUGCCCCCAAUCACUGCCCUAGCCUUGCUGGUGUGCCAAGAUGGAGCCUGCCCCCCAGGAUGGAUGUUGGUGGCUCCCUGGGCUGUCUCUCCCACAGGGAAUAAAGGAGUGCAUUUUUAUUC
Molecule: messenger RNA, 1687 nt
Organism: Ailuropoda melanoleuca (giant panda)
Lineage: Eukaryota; Metazoa; Chordata; Mammalia; Carnivora; Ursidae
Gene: PSTPIP1
Product: proline-serine-threonine phosphatase interacting protein 1
Exons: 15
Coding region: 274-1515 (413 amino acids)
Biological process (GO): actin filament polymerization
Cellular component (GO): plasma membrane; cytoplasm; actin filament
Molecular function (GO): actin filament binding
Source: RefSeq, a predicted model, not a curated record